Molecule: messenger RNA, 951 nt
Organism: Homo sapiens (human)
Lineage: Eukaryota; Metazoa; Chordata; Mammalia; Primates; Hominidae
Gene: C19orf81
Product: chromosome 19 open reading frame 81
Exons: 5
Coding region: 209-787 (192 amino acids)
Source: RefSeq, a predicted model, not a curated record
UGGACUUCCUCCAUCCAGGCAGUGCGUAGUAGCCCGGGCUCACAGUGUGGCCUUAAGCGAGUCACUGGCACUCCAAAGUGAAAGCCAUCCCUAGCAUUCCUGGAUUCACCAGAUUCCUGGAGAGCGGCCCCCUUGGACCUCAAACUACAUUUCCCAUGAGCCUCUGCAGUUCCUUGGCCAAUGCCCUGGACUCAGAACUACAUUUCCCAUGAGCCUCUGGGGCCUAAGCAACACCUCUGAGGCCAUUCUUCUCCUAGGAGCCCUCCUUAUGGACCUGGAGACCCCAGAGGAGAUGCAGGCUCGGAGCCUGGGCAGGCCCAUCAAAUCCUCAAAGCAGUACCUGCGGCAGGUCAUUGCAGAGUACGAGGCACUGGACCGAGAACUCCCGUGCAUCCGGAAGUUCCCCACACCACCAGCUUCCCAGCCCCUCUGCCUCUGCAUGGAGACCUUGCCCGAGGAGGAUUUUACCCACCUGGAGGUGCUGCAAGCCCUGGAGGCCCAGUUACCAGGGGCCAUGGAGAGCGGGCGCGUGAGCAGCAUCCGCUUUGAGAACAUGAACGUCAUCUGUGGGACUGCUGGGCGCCGGAACCGGUGGCUCAUCGCGGUCACGGACUUCCAGACGCGCUCGCGCUUGCUGCGCUCCGGGCUCAGUCCCCGCGGGCUUGCGCACCAGAUCGUGCGCCACGACGACCUCCUGCUGGGCGACUACCGCCUGCACCUGCGCCGCUCCCUGGUCCGGCGGCGCAUGCUCGAGGCCCUGGGGGCGGAGCCGAACGAGGAGGCCUGACGCCCGGGCGGGCCCCGGCAGCGCUUGCGCACCGCCCCGCGGGCUGGGGCCACCCACCCGGAGCCCCGGAGGACAGGGGGCGUUGCCUUCCCAGGAAGGAGGCGGGGCCGGCUCGAGGGGGUGGAUACUGUGAGUUUAAUUAUAAAGAAUGACCUGGUACAAAA